AUGGCAGCAAACAAGCUGCUGCUCGCAGCCAUGGCGUUGCUGUUGAGUAGUGCACCUUGUUGUGAUGCGAGAGUAAGCAAGGAAGAGUUCGAACAUGGUUUUCGGCAUGGAGAAAGGCGUUCUGUGGUUGCCAAGAACCUUCCAGGAAGACCUCUCAUGAUUUACAACCCCGACACUUUGCUGCUUCAUCAUACAGAAGACAGAGCACAUGCAAAGCUCAAGACUCGAUUCAGACAAGACUCGACCAUUGCUCAGCAACAGAUUGUGUUUGAGGAAUCAAGCAAGAGUCAUUACCUUGUUCGAGUGAAACAUCCCGCUCCUCCCGACAUGCUCUCUCAGUUGAAGGCCACCAGCGGAGACAAGUUUGUGCAAUACAUUCCAUACGACACGUAUGUGGUUGCUAUGGAACCUUCCAGGAAACUUCGUGUUGCGAGCAUGAAGCAUCGAAACUCCAAGUCUCAGACCAAGCAAGACAAAUAUGGACAAGACAAGGAGAAGGGAGCACCGGCUGGACCUGAUGAGAGCGUAUUUCUUGAGGCAGCCAUCUCAGUUCAUCCGGAUCAAAUGUCUCUCACCAAUAUGCUCCGAUUGUUGGAAAACGCUUUCAGCACAAGAUCGGGCAAGAUCGCUCAAGUAUGGGCGAAAACAAGCAAUAUGCUGACGAUUGAAACCAACGCGCAAAACGUCGGCAAGGUUGUUGAGAUUUUGGCAAAUCAAGCAUCGGUGAAAUGGAUGGAAAAGAGGACAGAGUAUCGCACUUUCAACAAGUAUUCUUCUUUGAUCGUUCAGGGAACCUAUCAGUGGCAACCAACCAAAACGAAGCUGGAACAGCUCGGUUUGAACGGAAAAGGACAAACAGUGGGAAUUGCAGACACUGGCAUUGAUUUUGAUUCUUGCUUUUUCUAUGAUCCCGAGGUUCAGUGCAUGGAAACCGAUUCAUUCAUGUACGACAAAGAUGAUUUUCUGGUUGUGUUUGCUGCUGGGAAUAGCGGUCCUGAUCACUUCUCGAUUGGCAGUCCAGGGAAUGCCAAGAACAUCCUAUCGGUAGGAUCAAGCUUGAACUCCCGUGAGUCGUACGUGGCGCAUGGUUAUGGUACCUACUUCAACCUCUCCAUGCUGCUCUCCGAUGGCUCAGACGAGAGGCUGGUUGACAUCCUCCCUGCCUCCUUCGGAGCUCCGCUGACCCCCGACACCAGAGCUGUCAACGCUUCAAUAGUCGGUCAAUACUUUUACAGUGGGUGCUACCCGCCUGGUCCAUGGUGUAAGGAUAUUCAGACUCUGCUGUGCCUGCCUCGUCCGGACUCGAGCUCAUUCUGCUCGGUACAGACUUCAUCUGAUGCUGAGAUCUCAACAAGCUGGUCAGACAUGCACACUGUUGAAAGCCUAGGCAACGUUCAAUCGAGCAUCAACUUUCAGGAUUACCAGACUUGCGAUGUCAGCGGCUCUGACAUGUCGAUGACGACAUGUUCUCUCUCAAUGUACGUUGACAGAACAUCUGGAGGUGAUGUCGAUCUUAUGAUUCAAGUGCCUUUGUCGUACUGGAUGGGCAGCAACAGUGUCACUAAUGUCAGGGGAAUCACUGUUGCUGGCGACUAUGUUCCUAUGGACUUCAGUGUGUCAGGCAGUCAGUCGUGUGGACAAUCAAUCAGUACAACUUACAGGAUACCGUCAGACGUGUCGGGAUCGAUUCAGAUCGUCGUUGACUAUGAUCGAUCGAUAUCGAACCAGUUUUAUUGUUCCUUCAAUUGGUUUGGAGUAACCUUCACGAUGAUUUCUCAUGCCACUACUUCAUGGGACAUCUUGUAUGACUCGUCUAUUUCUGAAAUGUACAACUACCACUAUUACUCUUCUUCGAAAAUGCACAUAGAAUUGAAGACUGAAGUUGAUUUUUGUAUUUUUGGAGAAAAUGCGAGGAAUCGCACGUAUUUGACGGGAGGCUCUAUUGCCUUUGGUUCUUCACUGGACGCGUUGUCUUCGCAGUUCAUUUUCAACAAUGACUACGAAGCAACCCCUUUGUUCAUGGUAGGUAAAAAAGUGCAGGACAAUGGAGUCAACGGUUACACUGUUUACGUGAAGACUUAUUACCCUCAAGGAUCGUGCAAUCAAGAAUCACAAGUGACUCUGUACGAGAACAGCAGCAUUGUAUACACCAUCAUCAGCGCUGUCACCACUUCUUAUGAUGACUCCUUCUCGCUUUCAAAGCAAGGGUAUACUAUCUUCUCAAAUCCACUUGAAAUCAACAAGACGGUGACUCUGACAGGCUUCUCUAAUCCAUUGAGCGGUUACUUUCGAGGCUUCUUUAAAGGCAACAUGAUUAUUUCUCCUUUCAUGGGCUAUUGCGAUGAAGUGCUCAUGGCCUGGAAUGCUCAGAACAUGGGAGCCUCUGCGCUGAUCUUGUACGAACCUGCGAUCCAAUACCCCGCGCCUGUUUUGAAAGCAACAGGAGGACCGAACGAAAUGUUGAAGGAUCAGAUCACGAUACCUGUCGCUGGCAUCUCAGCAACCGCCGGGGCAGCCGCCAUAGUGAGGCAGUACUUCGAGGAGGGCUACCAUGUUUCAUUUCUUGAUAUGCGGAGCAAUCCUCAGCUUGACCUUGAAAUCUACACCUGUGCCAACUCAGACUGCAGCCAAUGGAACUAUGAUGGCUCGAUAUCAGGCAGCCACAUGAACUUGUGGUUGCCAGACGCUCAGAUGUACAACUCUGCGUUCAGAGCCAACGUGUCUAAGAGGUACGAGAACGAAGUCGCUCCUGGCGCCACGUGCGCCUCGUUCAGCAUCUCCGACAGCAACAACGGUAUGAGCGAGAUCGAGCUGGCGGUCAUCCCAACUCAUUUGCUCCCAACUGUCUGCGAAGAAUUGAACGGCGACAGCUCCUCGUCUACAAGCAUGAAGUUCAACGGAUCGUCGACAGCAAGCCAGUACGACUCGGUCGCGUGCGACAGACUUGAGUUGAGCUCGCAGGGGGAGAUUCAAGUCUUGCCCAACGAGUUUCAAGUCUUCCGCGGUCGCUCGCUCACCUUGAACUACUUCUCCACCGUCAACAACCGGACCUCCUCGCCAUUUCCCUUCGAGCUGUCAUGGGGAGGCAAGUCAAAGCCCAUGUGCGGCAACGGGCUCCGAGACUGGACGUUCCGCAGGCUCACAGCGGUGAACUGCACUUCGACGACAUCUUACUCGUACACGUCAACGAUGGCUGACGGGAUGGGAGGAGUCUACUCUCAGUCCUUGACGAUGUCUACUUGCGAUGUUGAUUUCCGACCUGCGAUCAACUCAUCGGGGCCCAUGUACCUUCUUGUCGACAUGGACUCGACCUCUCUCUACGAGGGUUCCAUCAUGAACGUGACCCUCAACGGCGUCAGCAUCCCCUUCUCCUCUCCUUACCAGAUGAGCCCCACCUGCGGGAUGAAAGUUCCAAUCGUCUUCUCUCAAGUUCCUCCCAACGUUGAGGGGCCGAAGUUCUCUCUGCAGAUCAACAUCGAGAGUCCUAAAUGCUGGUACUGCUCGUCCCCCUCCUGCCUCUACAUCAACGCAGAGGCUUUCCUCGCCGCUCCUGACGUCUUCGAGCAGUGCGACGAUGGCAACCAAGUGGACGGUGACGGAUGCAGCAGCACGUGCACCAUAGAGCCCGGGGCCUCGUGCGACAGCUCCUUCAGCAUCGGGUCGCUGCAGAGAGGGCCGGACGUCUGCCUCGGCAAGGGGAAGGCUGGGACAAGAUGCCGCUUUGACGUGCUCUGCUCGACCAAAAUGCGUAUCAUUGUUCUUGGUAGUGCUCUAGUGCAGUGA
This is a messenger RNA of Guillardia theta CCMP2712, 3783 nucleotides long. RefSeq lists its product as hypothetical. Gene Ontology annotation, molecular function: serine-type endopeptidase activity. Gene Ontology annotation, biological process: proteolysis. Bases 1 to 3783 code for a protein of 1260 amino acids. The transcript has 8 exons. NCBI's taxonomy places the organism in Eukaryota, Cryptophyceae, Pyrenomonadales, Geminigeraceae. The record is from RefSeq and is a predicted model, not a curated record.